Pectinophora gossypiella (pink bollworm) is the source of this 894-nucleotide messenger RNA. It is a transcript of the gene RpL7, whose product is annotated as 60S ribosomal protein L7. Gene Ontology annotation, cellular component: cytosolic large ribosomal subunit. NCBI's taxonomy places the organism in Eukaryota, Metazoa, Arthropoda, Insecta, Lepidoptera, Gelechiidae. The coding region runs from base 82 to 870 and encodes 262 amino acids. The record is from RefSeq and is a predicted model, not a curated record. Gene Ontology annotation, molecular function: RNA binding; structural constituent of ribosome. Gene Ontology annotation, biological process: maturation of LSU-rRNA from tricistronic rRNA transcript (SSU-rRNA, 5.8S rRNA, LSU-rRNA). The transcript is spliced from 7 exons.
CGAACACAGGAAAUAGAUUUUCUGUUUCUUUCUUUUGAUAACUUGACACACGUGCCGCGUGGAGUUUUGCCUCGCAGCACGAUGGUGGCUACUACAGACAAGAAGGCUGCGGCCGAGAAGAAGCCCGUGAAGGGCAAGGAGGACAGCAAGAAGCUCCCCGCUGUCCCCGAGUCCGUGCUCAAGCACCGUAAGAGGAGGGAGGCCCUCCGUGCCCGCCGCCUACAGGUUACGCUGAAGAGGCGUUCUGCUGCCAUCAAGAAGAAGAAGGAGAUCUUCAAGCGCGCUGAACAGUACGUCAAGGAGUACCGCAUCAGGGAACGUGAUGAAAUCAGGCUAGCCAGACAGGCCCGCAACCGUGGCAACUACUACGUGCCCGGGGAAGCCAAGCUGGCGUUCGUCAUCCGUAUCCGUGGUAUCAACCAGGUGUCACCAAAGGUCCGCAAAGUCCUGCAGCUGUUCAGACUGCGACAGAUCAACAACGGUGUGUUCGUCAGGUUGAACAAGGCGACCAUCAACAUGCUGCGGAUUGCGGAGCCCUACAUCACCUGGGGAUACCCCAACCUUAAGAGCGUGCGCGAGUUGGUCUACAAGCGCGGUUUCGCCAAGGUGAACGGGCAGCGCGUGCCCAUCACCUCCAACACGAUCGUGGAGGAGAAGCUCGGCAAGGGCAACAUCAUCUGCGUAGAGGACCUCAUCCACGAGAUCUUCACUGUCGGAGACAAGUUCAAGUACGCCAGCAACUUCCUGUGGCCCUUCAAGCUGAACAACCCGACCGGCGGCUGGCGCAAGAAGACUAUCCACUACGUCGACGGCGGUGACUUCGGCAACCGCGAGGACAAGAUAAAUGAGCUCCUCAGGCGGAUGGUCUAAUAUAAAUAUAGAUUUUAAUGCCUA